AUGGUCCGAAACUGCAAUGAAUGCAUAAAUGCGAGACCUAAUCCUCCUAAGUCAGUACUAACUCCGUGGAAAUGGCCACAAAGACAAUGGACGAGAGUGCAUUGCGAUUUGUUAGGUCCGUACAAAAACAAAACAUUCUUAAUUAUUGUCGAUGCAACCACAGAGUGGCUAGAAGUUUUUCAAGUAAAUUCGAUGACAGCACAAACGGUCAUAACAAAACUGUCUGAGUUAAUUGCACGUUUUGGCAUUCCCAGAACAAUAACAACUGACAAUGCAAAAUGUUUUAAUGGCGAUGAAUUCCAGUCAUAUUCCUCAAAUGGAUUUGCCGAAUCUGGAAAAUACUGUACACUCAACCACAAAUGA
This is a messenger RNA of Macrosiphum euphorbiae (potato aphid), 363 nucleotides long. Lineage: Eukaryota; Metazoa; Arthropoda; Insecta; Hemiptera; Aphididae. The record is from the annotation of a GenBank genome assembly.